CCGCUGAAGGUUGACGUCAUGGAUCUAACACUGCUGCUGAAAUCGAUGGGCCUCAAGUUGGAAUACAUUGACUUUGAAAAGGAAAAGCUGAAUGCGGACACUCUAACGGUGCAAAUCGCCUGCAAUAAAUCAGGCGUGUUGGCGAAGUUAAGCUAUGAUUUGGUAAACUGCUCUUGUCCGGAUAAAAAUGACAAAGAAACCUCUUUUUGGGAGGUGCAAGGGACCGGCCCAUCAGUAUUUUCAAAAUUUCGAAACGAUACCUCUUCGAAUCUCUUGCCGGAAAUUUCGGAAAAAUGCUCCAUGGUAUCUAAGGCUAUGCUAUCCAAUCUGCUGGAUUACUACCGAACAAACAUAAAAGCUAUCGAGCGAGGAGAAGAUGUUCUACAAUCUCCUUUGAAGGUAGCAACUCCUACUAUCUGUGUCACGAGCCCAGGUCUGACUAAUCAUUGCGCCACCCCGCCUGCAGAAGGCAAAGCUGCUGUCCAGGUCGAACCGUCAAGUAUUCCUGAAAGUCGACAAAUUAAAACAGCACCGGAUGGCACCAUGAUCAAACCCCGGUCAUUGGAAGAGCUUCAGGAAAGUCCAAAGAACACAUCUAGCGAAAAAGGCGAAACUAAAUCAAACACAUCGUCGGAAAGCGUAGGGAUAAACAACGCCACACGAGAGUUGUCCGGCCGCGAGACACCCGAGGUUCCAAUAAUGGUUGAACCAACUCUUUCGAAUUCCCACUUCCCGGACGACAGUUCCUUUGCCAACAGCGAAGCCAUGAAGGCGUUGAUCACGUCCAGUCCCAACGAGAAAGUAUUCGACUCCUUCCUGAACGCAGAACUGAACCAGGAACGGGACCUGAACGUAAUUCACUGUUUGCACCAAGCACGCCAGCAAAUCGAUGCAGCCAUGCUGGUCAUGAAGCUGAAUAACCCGUAUACGGAUCUUAGCAAAGCCACCGCCAUAACCACUACUCCGCAAACGGUGAUUCGGAACAAGGGUGCCGUUCCAAAGUUGGUGGAAAGGAACAUCACCGUGGCAAGGAGGAUGUCUCUACCAGGUCGUUCAUCGGAGUCUCCCCGGCUAGCCGCAACGAACACACCCGGUAUCGCAAGGAAGAAGCCCGCGCUUCCAUCGCAACUGGCAAAGACACGUGGCGACACUCCGCAUCCCACUGCAUCAAGCUACAAGCCCGUUUCAACGCUGAGAAAAACCAGCUCUUCAACCUCAGUUGCGAGCACCGGUUCCGUGAGCAAACCAAUGAGUGCACCAACGGCGGCCUCCAGAAGACCGGUCGGCGUAGCCAAACCCGUAGGAAGUGUACGGCCAACGGCGAGCUCGGCGAUAAAAAAGACUACAUCCAUCGCUAGAUCUGUCAGUGCGACGAAACUCGAUAAAAAGUGAUUUCAAUCGGCCGUUAUUGAAAUGUUGCUUUUGAUUGAUGGAACGGGAUAGUUUUGUAAAUUUCUAGAACUGCUGUGCCCCCAUCUACAUGUAUAAAUCGAAACGAAGCUGAAAAUAAAAU
Aedes albopictus (Asian tiger mosquito) is the source of this 1513-nucleotide messenger RNA. RefSeq lists its product as uncharacterized. Lineage: Eukaryota; Metazoa; Arthropoda; Insecta; Diptera; Culicidae. The record is from RefSeq and is a predicted model, not a curated record.